This is a messenger RNA of Girardinichthys multiradiatus, 2109 nucleotides long. It is a transcript of the gene asmt, whose product is annotated as acetylserotonin O-methyltransferase. The transcript has 9 exons. Gene Ontology annotation, molecular function: acetylserotonin O-methyltransferase activity. NCBI's taxonomy places the organism in Eukaryota, Metazoa, Chordata, Actinopteri, Cyprinodontiformes, Goodeidae. Bases 142 to 1254 code for a protein of 370 amino acids. Gene Ontology annotation, biological process: methylation; melatonin biosynthetic process. The record is from RefSeq and is a predicted model, not a curated record.
UUUCAAUCCGUUUCUGUCAUCGGCGCUAGUCACGUAAUCAUCUGCCGAGGAGCAAAGCAGACUUGAUAGAGAAGGUCUUCUCACCUGCGGAGAAAUAAAGCGCUCAAUCUUCCUGGGAGGUGGGGCAUUUCUGCAGGAACUAUGGCUGAGGGUCGAGAUGCGGGUUCCACUCAGGGAGAACCAUCUGCACCUGCUACAGACAUGUACCCUAGAAAAAUACUGGAGUAUAUGGAAGGCUUUCUUAUAUCCAAGACGGUGUUCACCUCCUGCGAACUGGGUGUGUUUGAUGUGUUGCUGGCUGCAGAGCGUCCGCUGUCGGCCGAAGAGAUCAGUCAGGCAGUGGGGGCCAGUCUGGACGGGAUGCAGCGGCUGCUGGCUGCCUGCACGGGCCUGCAGCUCCUCAACACACACUGGGACAACAGACAAGUUUUUUACAGUAACACAGAGCAGUCCAGAGUCUUCCUCACUCGUUCCAGUCCUUUGUCCCUCUACCAGUCCAUCCAGUACAGCUCCAGGACCAUAUACCUUUGCUGGCACUACCUCACAGAUGCAGUUAGAGAGGGAAGAAAUCAGUAUGAAAAGGCUUUUGGAGUCAGCUCAAAGGAUCUGUUUCAAGCCCUCUACAGGUCUGAUGAAGAAAUGGUCAAAUUUAUGCACUUGAUGAAUUCGAUCUGGAACAUCUGCGGCAAAGAUGUGGUCACGUCCUUUGAUCUUACGCCUUUUAAGGUCAUCUGUGACCUCGGAGGCUGUAGUGGAGCAUUAGCCAAGCAGUGCACGUUGGCCUACCCGGAAUGCACUGUGACGAUCUUUGACCUCCCCAAGGUAGUGCGUGUGUCAAGGGAACACUUUGUCACAGAGGCUGACCAGAGGAUAGGAUUCCAGGAGGCUGCAGCUGAAAGACUCACAGCAGCAGGGGACUUCUUCAAGGACUCUCUGCCUGUGGCAGAUCUCUAUAUUCUUGCCAGAAUCCUCCAUGACUGGACAGAUGAGCGCUGCAUAGAGCUCCUCUGCAGAAUCUAUAAAGUCUGCAAAUCAGGAGGUGCCGUGCUUCUGGUGGAAGCACUGCUAAAUGAAGAUGGGUCUGGCCCACUGACAGCACAACUCUACUCCCUGAACAUGCUGGUGCAGACGGAAGGCAGAGAGAGGACAGGUGCUCAGUAUGCUGCCCUGCUGGCUACCAGCGGCUUCACCAACAUCCAGCCCCACCUCACUGGAAAAAUCUAUGAUGUUGUUCUGGGUCACAAAGAGACUUAGAUAAAGAAAAAUAAAAUAGGUCCUGCUCGAGAUGAGCAAUAACUCAAGAUGUUUUUAAAAUUGCUUAUAAUUACUGAGCGUAAAGAAUCCAAGCUGUAUGUAAGAAUUACAUUUAAAAUUUGCUUUUUCUAAGUGAUAAUAAUGUCUUAUUAACCAAGUCAGAAAGUUUCAAAGGUGUCCUUACUUUUGCACCUGUAGCAAAGUAUGGAUCAACAUAAAAUACUGUCUAGUUUUUUUUUUAAAAGACAAUUUACACGCAUUCAUGUAAACUGUAAUGCCAGUCCAAAACUGGGUAGAAGGUGGGCUGUACUAACCGUUUAUUGGCAACAAAAGCAGAGUAUUAUUGAAAAUUAAUAUAAAAUCUAUUUUUAAUCCAAGCUCUUAUAAGAUGAUCAUAUAGAAACCUAACGUUAAGUCAUUUGCAGAGCAGAUUCAAUUAAUACAAAUUAAUGUUUAUCCAACACUGUACCAUCUAAUGUACUAUCUGUAAGUUUAGAAGUUAUCGAUAUGGACAAGUGAAAUCUAUAUAUUUAGUCUUUUGACAUAUAAUACCAAUUUUAACUAGGUUAAAAAAAACUUUGGAAAUACUUAAUUGCAGAAAGAAGAAUUUUAUUUCUGUUAUAUAAAUAACUGAAUCAUCUGCAUAAUCUUUUAUUUUAUUUUACUUGUUGUUUUUAUUGUGUUUAGCUGUUCUUUCUUUCUUGGUUAUUUGUGGUAUUGUUGGUGCCUGUGUCUUUUGGUCAUUUUUAUGUUUUUGUUUUAUUUUAAUUUGGUGACCUGUACAGUACUUUGGUCAUUCAGGUAUGUCAAGCACUUCUGUAAGAAAAAUAAAAGUUGAUUGAUUGAUAAAAUAAA